UGAUGAUUCGGAGCCCAGGCAUCACACUGGCUUUUGCCUGGGGUUCUCAGGAGGGGAGAGUUGGGAGAGGCUUUGCUGCUGAGGAAAUUUAUUUGGUAGAUUGAAGGUUUGAACGAGAGCUACAGAAACAAAAGAAGAAGUCUGUAGAAGCCAAUGGUGUUCGGGAAGAAAAUAACCCCAUUGCCUUGAGUUUGUAGGUGCCACUACUACUCUGGAAAAAUGGCAGAUGACGAAGAAUAUGAGGAGGUGGUGGAGUACUACACAGAAGAAGUGGUUUAUGAAGAGGUGCCAGGAGAGACAAUAACAGAAAUUUAUGAGACUACGACAACAAGGACGUCUGACUAUGAGCAAUCAGAAACUUCCAAACCCACUCUGGCGCAGCCAGAACCAGCGAAGCCAGCAGAGAGGAGGAAGGUCAUCCGGAAGAAGGUGGAUCCUUCAAAGUUCAUGACCCCCUACAUUGCACACAGUCAGAAAAUGCAGGAUCUUUUUAGCCCAAACAAAUACAAGAUGAAGUUUGAGAAAACAAAAGGACAGCCAUACGCCAGCACAACAGAUACCCCAGAACUUCGCAGAAUCAAAAAAGUACAAGAUCAACUCAGUGAGGUUAAGUAUCGAAUGGAUGGUGAUGUUGCUAAGACUAUCUGUCAUGUAGAUGAAAAAGCAAAGGAUAUUGAACAUGCAAAGAAAGUGUCGCAGCAAGUCAGUAAGGUUUUAUACAAGCAGAACUGGGAAGACACCAAGGAUAAGUACCUGCUUCCUCCUGAUGCCCCUGAACUUGUCCAGGCUGUUAAGAACACAGCCAUGUUCAGCAAGAAACUGUACACCGAAGACUGGGAAGCAGACAAAAGUUUGUUUUACCCCUACAAUGAUAGCCCGGAACUGAGGAGAGUUGCCCAGGCCCAGAAAGCUCUCAGUGAUGUUGCCUACAAAAAAGGUCUCGCUGAACAGCAAGCUCAAUUCACGCCUCUAGCCGAUCCUCCAGAUAUAGAAUUUGCCAAGAAAGUAACCAAUCAAGUGAGCAAGCAAAAAUACAAACAAGACUAUGAAAAUAAAAUCAAAGGCAAAUGGAGUGAGACACCUUGCUUUGAAGUUGCAAAUGCCAGAAUGAAUGCUGAAAACAUCAGCACAAGGAAAUAUCAGGAAGAUUUUGAAAAUAUGAAAGACCAGAUCUACUUCAUGCAGACUGAAACACCAGAGUAUAAAGUGAAUAAAAAAGCUGGUGUGGCAGCUAGCAAGGUAAAAUACAAAGAAGACUAUGAAAAGAAUAAAGGCAAAGCAGAUUAUAAUGUGCUUCCUGCUUCAGAGAACCCACUGCUUAAGCAGCUGAAGGCGGCAGGAAAUGCCCUAAGUGAUAAACUAUACAAGGAAAACUAUGAAAAGACAAAGGCAAAGAGCAUAAAUUACUGCGAGACCCCCAAAUUUAAGCUCGAUACUGUUCUGCAGAACUUCAGUAGUGAUAACAAAUACAAAGGUUCCUACUUAAAAACUAUUUUGGGACAUUAUGUAGGCAGCUUUGAGGAUCCAUACCAUUCACACUGCAUGAAAGUCGCAGCUGAAAACAGUGAUAAAAACUACAAAGCAGAAUAUGAAGAAGACAGAGGCAAAGGCUUCUUCCCCCAGACCAUAACUCAAGAAUAUGAAGCAAUUAAGAAACUAGAUCAGUGUAAAGAUCACACCUACAAAGUCCAUCCAGAUAAGACAAAAUUCACCCAAGUUACCGACUCUCCUGUUCUGCUGCAAGCCCAAGUCAAUUCCAAACAACUGAGCGAUUUAAAUUACAAAGCAAAACAUGAAAGUGAAAAGUUCAAGUGCCAUAUCCCCCCUGAUACUCCUGCUCUUAUCCAGCACAAAGUCAAUGCCUAUAACCUGAGUGAUAAUCUUUAUAAGCAAGACUGGGAGAAGAGCAAAGCCAAGAAGUUUGACAUUAAAGUGGAUGCCAUUCCCCUACUGGCAGCCAAAGCCAACACCAAGAACGCCAGUGAUGUAAUGUACAAGAAAGACUAUGAAAAAAGCAAAGGAAAAAUGAUUGGAGCCCUCAGCAUUAAUGAUGAUCCCAAGAUACUGCACUCUUUGAAGGUGGCCAAAAACCAGAGUGAUAGAUUAUACAAGGAAAACUAUGAGAAGACAAAGGCGAAGAGUAUGAAUUACUGUGAGACCCCGAAAUAUCAACUUGAUACUCAGCUGAAGAACUUCAGUGAGGCUAAAUAUAAAGACUUAUAUGUGAAGGAUAUUUUGGGACAUUAUGUAGGCAGCUUUGAGGACCCAUAUCACACACACUGCAUGAAAGUUGCAGCUCAAAACAGUGACAAAAGUUACAAAGCAGAGUAUGAAGAAGAUAAAGGAAAAUGCUAUUUCCCUCAGACAAUAACACAAGAAUAUGAAGCAAUCAAGAAGCUGGACCAGUGUAAAGACCAUACCUACAAAGUUCAUCCAGAUAAGACCAAAUUCACGGCAGUCACUGAUACUCCUGUACUGUUGCAAGCCCAGCUCAAUACGAAACAGCUUAGCGAUCUGAAUUACAAAGCAAAACAUGAAGGUGAGAAGUUCAAGUGCCAUGUACCAGCAGAUGCUCCACAGUUUAUCCAACACAGAGUCAAUGCCUACAAUCUGAGUGAUAAUCUUUAUAAGCAAGACUGGGAGAAGAGCAAAGCCAAGAAGUUUGAAAUUAAAGUGGAUGCCAUUCCCCUGCUGGCAGCCAAAGCCAAUACCAAGAAUGCUAGCGAUGUGAUGUAUAAGAAAGACUAUGAAAAAAGCAAAGGGAAAAUGAUUGGGGCCCUCAGCAUUAACGACGAUCCCAAGAUGCUGCACUCCUUGAAGACAGCCAAAAACCAGAGUGAUCAUGAAUAUCGAAAAGAUUAUGAAAAGUCAAAAACCAUCUACACGGCACCUCUGGAUAUGCUCCAAGUCACCCAAGCUAAGAAAUCUCAGGAAAUUGCCAGCGACGUUGAUUAUAAGCACAUCUUACACAGUUACAGCUACCCGCCCGAUAGCAUCAACGUGGACCUCGCCAAGAAGGCGUACGCGCUACAGAGCGAUGUUGAAUACAAAGCUGACUACAACAGCUGGAUGAAAGGUUGUGGCUGGGUGCCUUUUGGGUCCCUAGAAAUGGAAAAGGCAAAGCGAGCUUCAGACAUCCUUAAUGAGAAAAAAUAUCGCCAACAUCCAGACACACUCAAGUUUACCUCGAUUGAAGAUGCUCCAAUUACAGUACAGGCUAAAAUUAACCAGGCCCAGAGGAGUGAUAUCGCUUACAAAGCCAAAGGAGAGGAAAUUCUUCACAAAUACAACCUGCCAGCAGACCUGCCCCAGUUCAUCCAAGCUAAAGUUAAUGCCUACAAUAUCAGUGAGAAUAUGUACAAAGCAGACUUGAAAGACUUGAGCAAGAAGGGAUAUGACCUGAGAACUGAUGCGAUUCCCAUCAGAGCUGCCAAAGCUGCCAGGCAGGCAGCCAGUGAUGUUCAGUACAAAAAAGAUUAUGAAAAAGCUAAAGGGAAAAUGGUUGGCUUCCAAAGUCUUCAAGAUGACCCUAAACUGGUUCAUUAUAUGAAUGUGGCCAAGACACAAUCAGAUCGGGAGUAUAAAAAAGACUAUGAGAAGACAAAGACCAAAUACAGCACGCCCCAUGAUAUGUUCAAUGUCGUGGCGGCUAAGAAAGCUCAGGAUGUGGUCAGCAAUGUCAACUAUAAGCAUUCUCUCCAUCAUUACACCUACUUGCCUGACGCCAUGGACCUGGAGCUGUCUAAGAACAUGAUGCAGAUACAGAGUGAUAACGUCUACAAGGAAGACUACAACAACUGGAUGAAAGGCAUUGGCUGGAUUCCUAUCGGCAGUCUUGACGUCGAAAAGGUUAAAAAGGCCGGUGAUGCUCUGAAUGAAAAGAAGUACAGGCAACAUCCAGACACCCUCAAAUUUACCAGCAUCGUGGACUCCCCAGUUAUGGUCCAGGCAAAACAGAACACAAAGCAAGUCAGUGAUAUCUUAUACAAAGCUAAAGGAGAAGAUGUGAAACAUAAAUACACUAUGAGUCCUGAUCUUCCUCAGUUUCUCCAGGCCAAGUGCAAUGCUUACAAUAUAAGUGACGUCUGUUAUAAACGGGAUUGGCAUGACUUAAUAGCCAAGGGCAACAAUGUGCUGGGUGAUGCUAUUCCCAUCACUGCAGCCAAGGCAUCGAGAAACAUUGCUAGUGAUUAUAAAUACAAGGAAGCUUAUGAGAAGGCAAAGGGAAAGCAUGUGGGUUUCAGAAGCCUCCAGGAUGAUCCCAAGCUCGUCCACUAUAUGAAUGUAGCAAAGUUGCAGUCCGAUCGUGAAUACAAGAAGAACUAUGAGAACACCAAAACCAGCUACCAUACCCCUGGAGACAUGGUUAGCAUCACAGCUGCAAAGAUGGCCCAGGAUGUUGCCACCAAUGUCAACUACAAACAGCCAUUGCAUCAUUACACAUACCUACCAGAUGCCAUGAGUCUUGAGCAUACGAGGAAUGUCAAUCAAAUUCAGAGUGAUAAUGUGUAUAAAGACGAGUAUAACAGCUUCUUCAAGGGCAUCGGAUGGAUCCCUAUUGGUUCCCUGGAGGUUGAGAAGGCCAAGAAAGCAGGCGAUGCAUUAAAUGAGAGGAAGUAUCGACAGCACCCAGAUACCAUCAAGUUCACAAGUGUGCCUGAUUCCAUGGGCAUGGUGUUGGCUCAGCAGAACACAAAGCAGCUAAGUGAUUUGAACUACAAGGUGGAGGGAGAGAAACUGAAGCACAAGUACACUAUUGAUCCUGAAUUGCCUCAGUUUAUUCAAGCCAAGGUCAACGCCCUCAACAUGAGUGACGCUUAUUAUAAAGCAGAUUGGAAGAAAACUCUUGCCAAGGGCUAUGAUUUGAGAACAGAUGCCAUCCCAAUUGUUGCUGCAAAAAGUUCAAGGAAUAUUGCUAGUGAUUGCAAAUAUAAGGAGGCCUAUGAGAAAGCCAAAGGCAAGCAAAUUGGAUUUCUCAGCCUUCAGGAUGAUCCUAAACUGGUUCACUACAUGAAUGUGGCCAAAAUGCAGUCUGAUCGUGAGUACAAAAAGGGCUAUGAAGCCAGCAAGACCAAGUACCACACACCUCUGGAUAUGGUCAGUGUGACAGCUGCAAAGAAAUCUCAGGAGGUUGCCACUAAUACCAACUACAGACAGCCAUACCACAACUACACUCUCCUGCCUGACGCCUUGAAUGUGGAGCACUCCAGGAAUGCCAUGCAGAUUCAGAGUGAUAAUCUGUACAAAUCUGACUUCACCAAUUGGAUGAAAGGGAUUGGCUGGAUCCCCAUAGAGUCCCUGGAGGUGGAGAAGGCAAAGAAAGCAGGAGAGAUUCUUAGUGAGAAGAAGUAUCGCCAGCACCCCGAGAAGCUAAAGUUCACAUACGCCAUGGACACAAUGGAACAGGCACUUAACAAGAGUAACAAACUGAACAUGGACAAGAGGCUCUACACUGAAAAAUGGAACAAGGACAAGACCACCAUUCAUGUCAUGCCAGACACACCAGAUAUUUUACUCUCCAGAGUAAACCAAAUCACCAUGAGUGAUAAACUGUACAAAGCUGGCUGGGAAGAGGAAAAGAAGAAAGGAUAUGAUCUAAGGCCUGAUGCCAUUGCAAUUAAGGCUGCAAGAGCCUCUAGAGACAUUGCCAGUGAUUACAAAUACAAACAAGCCUAUGAACAAGCCAAAGGGAAACACAUUGGCUUCCGGAGCCUGGAAGAUGACCCCAAGCUGGUGCACUUCAUGCAAGUGGCCAAGAUGCAGUCAGACCGGGAAUACAAGAAGGCAUACGAGAAAUCCAAGACCUCCUUCCACACCCCGGUGGACAUGCUCAGUGUGGUAGCAGCCAAGAAGUCUCAGGAAGUAGCCACCAACACCAACUACAGGAACGUGAUCCAUACCUACAACAUGCUUCCUGAUGCCAUGAACUUUGAAUUGGCCAAAAAUAUGAUGCAGAUUCAAAGUGAUAAUCAGUACAAGGCCGACUAUGCUGACUUCAUGAAGGGCAUUGGAUGGCUCCCUCUGGGCUCCCUGGAAGCGGAGAAAAACAAGAAAGCCAUGGAGAUUAUUAGUGAAAAGAAGUACCGCCAGCACCCAGACACUUUGAAGUAUUCCACACUGAUGGACUCAAUGAACAUGGUUUUGGCCCAGAAUAAUGCAAAAAUUAUGAACGAACAUCUCUACAAACAAGCAUGGGAGGCUGAUAAAACCAAAGUACACAUCAUGCCUGAUAUCCCUCAGAUUAUUUUGGCAAAGGCAAAUGCAAUUAAUAUGAGUGAUAAACUCUACAAACUUUCCUUGGAAGAGUCUAAAAAGAAAGGCUAUGAUCUCAGGCCUGAUGCAAUUCCUAUCAAAGCUGCCAAAGCGUCAAGAGAUAUUGCAAGUGAUUAUAAAUACAAAUACAAUUAUGAAAAAGGGAAGGGGAAAAUGGUUGGUUUCCGCAGUCUUGAGGAUGAUCCCAAAUUAGUCCAUUCCAUGCAAGUGGCUAAGAUGCAAUCUGAUCGGGAGUACAAGAAAAACUAUGAGAACACAAAGACCAGCUACCACACGCCUGCUGACAUGCUCAGUGUCACAGCUGCCAAGGAUGCCCAAGCCAACAUCACCAACACUAACUACAAGCACCUGAUUCACCAGUACAUCCUCCUUCCAGAUGCAAUGAACAUUGAGCUGACAAGGAAUAUGAAUCGCAUACAGAGUGAUAAUGAAUAUAAGCAAGACUACAAUGAAUGGUACAAAGGGCUUGGCUGGAGUCCAGCAGGUUCCCUGGAAGUGGAGAAGGCCAAGAAAGCAACUGAAUAUGCCAGUGAUCAGAAAUACCGCCAGCACCCUAGCAACUUCCAGUUUAAGAAACUGACUGAUUCCAUGGACAUGGUGCUUGCCAAGCAGAAUGCACAUACCAUGAACAAGCAUUUAUACACCGUUGAUUGGAAUAAAGAUAAGACCAAGAUUCAUGUGAUGCCUGAUACACCAGAUAUUUUACAAGCCAAGCAGAAUCAAACAAUGUAUAGUCAGAAACUCUAUAAACUUGGAUGGGAAGAAGCUUUGAAGAAAGGCUAUGAUCUCCCAGUUGAUGCGAUUUCUGUACAGCUAGCUAAAGCUUCAAGAGACAUUGCUAGUGAUUUUAAAUACAAACAAGGCUACCGAAAGCAACUUGGCCACCAUAUUGGAUUCCGGAAUCUGCAAGAUGAUCCAAAACUUGUGUUGUCCAUGAAUGUAGCCAAAAUGCAGAGUGAAAGAGAAUACAAGAAGGACUUUGAGAAGUGGAAAACUAAGUUCUCCAGCCCAGUGGACAUGUUGGGAGUGGUACUGGCCAAGAAGUGUCAGGCCUUGGUUAGUGACGUGGACUACAGGAACUACUUACAUCACUGGACGUGCCUGCCUGAUCAGAAUGAUGUUACUCAAGCUAAGAAAGUUUAUGAACUUCAAAGUGAGAAUCUGUAUAAGUCUGACCUUGAGUGGCUGAGAGGCAUAGGAUGGAGUCCCUUGGGUUCUUUAGAGGCAGAAAAGAACAAGCGGGCUUCAGAAAUCAUCAGUGAGAAGAAAUAUCGUCAGCCUCCAGACAAAAAUAAGUUCACCAGCAUUCCUGAUGCCAUGGACAUAGUUCUGGCAAAGACAAAUGCCAAAAAUAGGAGUGAUAGACUUUACAGAGAAGCUUGGGACAAGGACAAGACUCAGAUCCACAUCAUGCCUGAUACACCUGACAUUGUUCUGGCUAAAGCAAACUUAAUCAACACAAGUGAUAAACUCUACCGAAUGGGUUAUGAGGAGCUGAAGAGAAAAGGCUACGAUCUUCCUGUUGAUGCCAUACCAAUCAAAGCAGCAAAAGCCUCCCGGGAAAUUGCCAGUGAAUACAAGUACAAAGAAGGCUUUCGCAAGCAGCUCGGCCACCACAUUGGAGCCCGGAACAUUAAGGAUGAUCCCAAGAUGAUGUGGUCCAUGCACGUGGCCAAGAUCCAGAGUGACAGGGAGUACAAGAAGGACUUUGAGAAGUGGAAAACCAAGUUCAGCAGCCCAGUGGACAUGCUGGGGGUGGUGCUGGCCAAGAAGUGCCAGACCUUAGUCAGCGACGUGGACUACAAGAACUACCUGCACCAGUGGACGUGCCUGCCCGACCAGAGUGAUGUCAUCCACGCUCGGCAGGCCUAUGACCUCCAGAGCGAUAAUUUGUACAAGUCAGACCUUCAGUGGCUAAAGGGCAUCGGCUGGAUGCCUGCUGGUUCUCUUGAGGAUGAGAAAAACAAACGAGCCACCCAGAUUUUGAGUGACCAUGUUUACCGUCAGCACCCAGAUAAAUUCAAGUUUUCCAGCCUUAUGGAUUCCAUACCGAUGGUUUUGGCAAAAAACAAUGCUAUUACCAUGAAUCAUCGCCUCUAUACAGAAGCUUGGGAUAAAGAUAAAACCACCGUCCACAUUAUGCCAGAUACCCCUGAAGUUUUAUUAGCUAAACAAAACAAAGUAAAUUACAGUGAGAAAUUAUAUAAGCUUGGCCUAGAAGAAGCCAAGAGGAAAGGUUAUGAUAUGCGAGUAGAUGCCAUUCCUAUCAAGGCAGCCAAGGCCUCCAGAGAUAUUGCAAGCGAAUUCAAGUACAAAGAGGGCUAUCGUAAGCAGCUCGGCCACCACAUUGGUGCCCGAGCUAUACAUGAUGACCCCAAGAUGAUGUGGUCCAUGCACGUGGCCAAGAUCCAGAGUGACAGGGAGUACAAGAAGGACUUUGAGAAGUGGAAGACCAAGUUCAGCAGCCCAGUGGACAUGCUGGGGGUGGUGCUGGCCAAGAAGUGCCAGACCUUAGUCAGUGAUGUGGACUACAAGAACUACCUGCACCAGUGGACGUGCCUGCCCGAUCAGAGCGAUGUCAUCCACGCCCGGCAGGCCUAUGACCUCCAGAGUGAUAAUAUGUACAAGUCUGAUCUUCAGUGGUUGCGUGGCAUCGGCUGGGUGCCCAUUGGCUCUUUGGAUGUGGAAAAAUGCAAAAGGGCAACAGAAAUUUUGAGUGAUAAAAUCUAUCGCCAGCCUCCAGACAGAUUCAAAUUUACCAGUGUGACUGAUUCUCUGGAACAAGUGUUGGCCAAAAAUAAUGCCAUCACUAUGAACAAGCGUUUGUACACAGAAGCCUGGGACAAAGACAAGACUCAGAUCCACAUAAUGCCAGACACACCAGAAAUUAUGUUGGCGAGAAUGAACAAAAUCAACUACAGUGAGAGUCUGUACAAACUUGCUAAUGAAGAAGCAAAGAAGAAAGGCUAUGACUUGCGGAGCGACGCCAUCCCCAUCGUUGCGGCCAAGGCCUCCAGGGACAUCAUCAGUGACUACAAAUAUAAAGAUGGUUACCGCAAGCAACUCGGCCACCACAUUGGAGCACGUGACAUUAAAGAUGACCCCAAGAUGAUGUGGUCCAUGCACGUGGCCAAGAUCCAGAGUGACAGGGAGUACAAGAAGGACUUUGAGAAGUGGAAGACCAAGUUCAGCAGCCCAGUGGACAUGCUGGGGGUGGUGCUGGCCAAGAAGUGCCAGACCUUAGUCAGUGACGUGGACUACAAGAACUACCUGCACGAGUGGACGUGCCUGCCCGACCAGAAUGAUGUCAUCCACGCUCGGCAGGCCUAUGACCUCCAGAGUGACAAUAUUUACAAGUCAGAUCUCCAGUGGUUGAAAGGCAUUGGCUGGGUCCCCAUUGGGUCUAUGGAUGUGGUCAAGUGCAAGAGAGCUGCAGAAAUACUGAGUGAUAACCUCUACCGCCAGCCUCCGGACAAGCUGAAAUUCACCAGCGUGACUGAUUCUCUGGAGCAGGUGCUGGCCAAGAACAAUGCCCUCAACAUGAACAAGCGUUUAUAUACAGAGGCCUGGGACAAAGACAAGACUCAAAUUCACAUAAUGCCAGAUACACCAGAGAUUAUGUUGGCAAGGCAGAACAAAAUCAACUACAGUGAGAGUCUAUACAAACUUGCCAAUGAAGAAGCAAAAAAGAAAGGCUACGACUUGCGAAGUGACGCCAUCCCCAUCGUGGCUGCCAAGGCCUCCAGGGACAUUAUCAGUGACUACAAAUACAAAGAUGGUUACCGCAAGCAACUCGGCCACCACAUUGGAGCCCGGAACAUUAAAGAUGACCCCAAGAUGAUGUGGUCCAUGCACGUGGCCAAGAUCCAGAGUGACAGGGAGUACAAGAAGGACUUUGAGAAGUGGAAAACCAAGUUCAGCAGCCCAGUGGACAUGCUGGGGGUGGUGCUGGCCAAGAAGUGCCAGACCUUAGUCAGCGACGUGGACUACAAGAACUUCCUGCACGAGUGGACGUGCCUGCCCGACCAGAAUGAUGUCAUCCACGCCCGGCAGGCCUAUGACCUCCAGAGCGAUAACAUUUACAAAUCUGAUCUCCAGUGGCUGAAAGGCAUUGGCUGGGUCCCCAUUGGGUCUGUGGAUGUAGUCAAGUGCAAGAGAGCUGCAGAAAUACUCAGUGAUCACAUCUACCGCCAGCCUCCGGACAAGCUGAAAUUUACCAGCAUCACUGAUUCUCUAGAGCAGGUGUUGGCCAAGAACAAUGCUCUCAACAUGAACAAGCGCUUAUACACAGAAGCCUGGGACAAAGACAAGACCCAAGUCCAUAUUAUGCCUGAUACACCUGAAAUCAUGUUGGCAAGACAAAAUAAAAUAAAUUAUAGUGAGAACCUCUAUCGUCAGGCCAUGGAAGAAGCCAAGAAAGAAGGCUAUGACUUGAGAAGUGAUGCCAUUCCCAUUGUGGCUGCCAAGGCCUCUCGGGAUAUUGCCAGUGAUUACAAAUACAAAGAAGCAUAUCGUAAACAGUUGGGUCACCACAUUGGCGCCCGAGCAGUACAUGAUGACCCCAAGAUAAUGUGGUCCCUUCACAUUGCCAAAGUGCAGAGUGACCGUGAGUACAAGAAAGAAUUUGAGAAAUACAAGACAAGGUACAGCAGCCCAGUGGACAUGCUUGGUAUCGUUUUGGCCAAGAAAUGUCAGACCUUGGUCAGCGAUGUGGACUAUAAACAUCCUCUUCAUGAAUGGAUCUGCCUGCCUGACCAGAAUGACAUCAUUCAUGCACGGAAAGCUUAUGACCUCCAGAGUGAUAAUUUGUAUAAGUCAGACCUUGAAUGGAUGAAAGGCAUUGGCUGGGUUCCGAUUGGUUCCUUAGAAGUUGUUAGGGCCAAGAGAGCUGCAGAAAUACUUAGUGAUAAUAUCUACCGUCAGCAUCCAGACACAAUGAAAUUUACCAGUAUAACGGACACUCCGGAGCAGGUGCUGGCAAAAAACAAUGCUAUAAACAUGAAUAAGCGCUUAUAUACUGAAGCCUGGGACAAUGACAAGAAAACUAUUCAUGUCAUGCCUGAUACACCAGAAAUCAUGUUAGCCAAACUCAACCGAAUAAACUACAGUGAUAAACUCUAUAAACUUGCUUUGGAAGAGUCCAGAAAGGAAGGCUAUGACUUGCGUCUGGAUGCCAUUCCAAUCCAAGCAGCCAAGGCUUCAAGAGAUAUUGCUAGCGAUUACAAGUACAAGGAAGGCUACCGCAAACAGCUCGGCCACCACAUUGGAGCCCGGAACAUUAAGGAUGACCCCAAGAUGAUGUGGUCCAUCCAUGCGGCCAAGAUCCAGAGUGACAGGGAGUACAAGAAAGACUUUGAGAAGUGGAAGACUAAGUUCAGCAGCCCAGUGGACAUGCUGGGGGUGGUGCUGGCCAAGAAGUGCCAGAUCCUUGUAAGCGACAUAGACUACAAGCACCCCCUGCAUGAAUGGACCUGCCUGCCUGAUCAGAACGAUGUCAUUCAAGCUCGGAAGGCCUAUGACCUGCAGAGUGAUGCUAUUUACAAAUCUGAUCUUGAGUGGCUGAGAGGCAUCGGAUGGGUUCCCAUUGGCUCUGUAGAGGUCGAGAACGUGAAGAGGGCUGGAGAAAUUCUGAGUGAAAGGAAGUACCGCCAGCCUGCAGACCAGCUCAAAUUCACAUGCAUUACAGACACUCCGGAAAUUGUCCUCGCAAAGAAUAAUGCCCUGACCAUGAGCAAGCAUUUAUACACAGAAGCUUGGGAUGCUGACAAAGCCUCCAUCCAUGUGAUGCCAGACACCCCAGAAAUCCUGCUGGCCAAGAGCAAUUCUGCCAAUAUCAGCCAAAAACUUUACACCAAGGGAUGGGAUGAAUCAAAGAUGAAGGACUAUGAUCUGAGAGCGGAUGCUAUUUCCAUCAAAAGUGCCAAGGCCUCCAGGGACAUUGCCAGUGACUACAAAUACAAGGAAGCCUAUGAGAAACAGAAAGGCCACCACAUUGGAGCCCAGUGCAUUGAAGAUGAUCCCAAGAUUAUGUGUGCCAUACAUGCAGGAAAAAUUCAAAGUGAAAGGGAGUACAAGAAGGAAUUCCAGAAGUGGAAGACCAAGUUCUCUAGCCCCGUGGACAUGCUGGGCAUCUUGCUGGCCAAGAAAUGUCAGACGCUGGUCAGUGACAUUGAUUACCGCAAUUACCUGCAUUACUGGACAUGCAUGCCUGAUCAAAACGACAUUAUCCAAGCAAAGAAAGCCUAUGACCUGCAGAGUGAUAAUGUAUAUAAGGCAGACCUGGAGUGGUUGCGUGGCAUCGGUUGGAUGCCAGAAGGCUCAGUGGAAAUGAACAGAGUGAAGGUUGCUCAAGACCUCCUGAAUGAAAGACUCUAUAGGACACGUCCAGAAGCUUUGUCAUUCACCAGCAUUGUCGACACUCCAGAAGUUGUCCUGGCAAAAGCCAAUUCUCUGCAAAUAAGUGAGAAACUGUAUCAAGAAGCCUGGAAUAAAGAUAAAGCCAACAUCAGCAUUCCUUCUGAUACUCCGGUGAUGCUGCAGGCCCAAAUCAAUGCCUUGCAAAUCAGCAAUAAACUCUACCAAAAAGACUGGAACGAGGCCAAGCAGAAAGGCUACGACAUAAGGGCAGAUGCCAUUGAAAUCAAGCACGCCAAAGCCUCCAGAGAAAUUGCCAGUGAGUACAAAUACAAAGAAGGUUAUCGUAAGCAACUGGGCCACCACGUGGGUUUCCGCACCCUACAAGAUGACCCCAAGUUGGUGUGGUCUAUACAUGCUGCCAAGAUCCAGAGUGACAGAGAAUAUAAGAAAGCUUAUGAGAAGUCUAAAGGAAUUCACAACACACCGUUGGACAUGAUGUCAAUUGUUCAAGCCAAGAAAUGCCAGGUCCUAGUUAGCGACAUUGAUUAUCGCAAUUAUCUGCACCAGUGGACAUGUCUGCCAGAUCAGAAUGAUGUGAUCCAGGCCAGGAAAGCCUAUGACCUGCAGAGCGAUAACUUGUACAAAUCAGACCUGGAAUGGAUGAAGGGUAUCGGAUGGUUGCCAGAGGGUUCUGUGGAAGUGAUGAGAGUGAAGAAUGCCCAGAAUCUCUUGAAUGAAAGGCUGUAUCGUAUAAAGCCGGAGGCCCUCAAAUUCACCAGCAUUGUUGACACCCCGGAAGUAAUCCAGGCAAAGAUCAAUGCUGUCCAGAUUAGUGAGCCAUUGUAUCGCGAUGCCUGGGAGAAAGAGAAGGCGAAUGUGAAUGUACCAGCUGACACGCCCCUGAUGCUGCAAUCCAAAAUCAAUGCUCUGCAGAUCAGCAAUAAACUUUACCGUGAGGGCUGGGAUGAAGUGAAGGCAGGCUGUGAUGUCCGGCUGGAUGCCAUCCCCAUCCAGGCUGCCAAGGCCUCCAGGGAGAUUGCCAGUGACUAUAAAUAUAAGCUUGACCAUGAGAAGCAGAAGGGACACUACGUGGGCACCCUCACAGCCAGGGAUGACAACAAGAUCCGCUGGGCCCUCAUAGCUGACAAGCUCCAGAAUGAACGAGAGUACCGGCUGGACUGGGCCAAAUGGAAGGCCAAGAUCCAAAGCCCCGCAGACAUGCUUUCCAUCCUGCACUCGAAAAAUUCCCAGGCUCUGGUCAGUGAUGUGGAUUACCGCAAUUACCUGCACCAGUGGACCUGCAUGCCCGACCAGAAUGAUGUGAUUCAGGCCAAGAAGGCCUACGAGCUGCAGAGCGACAAUGUUUACAAGGCUGACUUGGAGUGGUUGCGUGGAAUUGGGUGGAUGCCAAACGACUCUGUGUCCGUCAAUCACGCCAAACAUGCUGCAGACAUCUUCAGUGAGAAAAAAUAUCGUACCAAAAUAGAAACUCUCAACUUUACUCCUGUGGAUGACAGAGUUGAUUAUGUGACAGCAAAACAAAGUGGCGAGAUCCUCGAUGAUAUUAAAUACCGAAAAGACUGGAACGCCACCAAAUCAAAGUACACUCUCACAGAAACCCCCCUGCUGCACACGGCCCAGGAGGCUGCUAGGAUACUGGAUCAGCAUCUCUACAAGGAAGGCUGGGAGAGACAGAAAGCCACAGGUUACAUUUUGCCUCCAGAUGCUGUGCCAUUCGUUCAUGCCCAUCACUCUGGUGACGUUCAGAGUGAGCUGAAAUACAAAGCUGAGCACGUGAAGCAAAAAGGUCAUUAUGUUGGCGUCCCGACAAUGAGAGAUGAUCCUAAGCUGGUUUGGUUUGAGCAUGCAGGCCAGAUUCAGAAUGAGAGACUAUACAAAGAGGACUAUCACAAAACAAAGGCCAAAAUCAAUAUACCUGCUGACAUGGUGUCAGUCUUGGCUGCCAAGGAGGGGCAGAGCCUUGUCAGUGAUAUUGAUUACCGUAAUUACUUGCACCAAUGGACGUGUCAUCCUGACCAGAACGAUGUUAUUCAGGCAAGAAAGGCCUAUGACCUACAGAGCGAUAAUGUCUACAAAGCUGACCUGGAGUGGCUCCGAGGCAUUGGCUGGAUUCCCCUGGAUUCUGUGGACCAUGUGAGGGUUACUAAGAACCAGGAAAUGGUCAAUCAGAUAAAAUAUAAGAAAAAUGCCCUUGACAACUAUCCUAACUUUACAAGUGUGGUGGAUCCUCCAGAGAUUGUUUUAGCCAAGAUUAAUUCUGUCAAUCAAAGUGAUGUAAAAUACAAAGAAACAUUUAACAAAGCGAAGGGCAAGUAUACGUUUUCACCAGACACACCACAUAUCUCCCACUCCAAAGACAUGGGAAAACUCUACAGUACUAUCCUGUAUAAAGGGGCGUGGGAGGGCACCAAGGCCUAUGGCUACACCCUGGACGAGCGCUACAUUCCCAUCGUUGGAGCCAAGCAUGCCGAUCUGGUGAACAGUGAGCUUAAAUACAAAGAGACAUAUGAGAAGCAGAAAGGUCACUACCUGGCUGGAAAAGUGAUCGGUGAAUUCCCUGGUGUGGUUCACUGUCUGGAUUUCCAAAAGAUGAGGAGUGUGUUGAACUACAGAAAACAUUAUGAGGAUACGAAAGCAAAUGUUCAUAUCCCCAACGAUAUGAUGAAUCAUGUGCUGGCUAAAAAGUGCCAAUACAUCCUCAGUGACCUGGAGUAUCGACACUAUUUCCACCAGUGGACAUCUCUUCCAGAAGAACCUAAUGUUAUACGCGUCCGAAACGCCCAGGAGAUCUUGAGUGAUAAUGUAUAUAAAGAUGACCUGAAUUGGUUGAAAGGCAUUGGUUGCUACGUUUGGGAUACACCCCAAAUCCUCCAUGCCAAGAAAGCAUAUGACCUUCAGAGUCAGCUACAAUAUACAGCGGCAGGUAAAGAAAAUCUACAAAACUAUAAUCUGGUCACAGACACGCCCCUCUAUGUGACUGCUGUUCAGAGUGGCAUUAAUGCCAGUGAGGUGAAAUAUAAAGAAAAUUAUCAUCAGAUUAAGGACAAAUACACAACAGUUCUGGAGACAGUGGAUUCUGACAGAACCAGAAACCUGAAGAAUCUGUACAGCAGUAACCUGUAUAAGGAGGCCUGGGAUAGAGUGAAAGCCACCAGCUACAUCCUACCCACCAGCACCUUGUCCCUGACACACGCCAAGAACCAGAAGCAUCUGGCCAGCCGUCCUGACCUCUCAUGUAUGGCCAUGCUGCCUUGGCACAAUUUCCUGUAUAACUGGCAUGUGAUUUUAACUUCACAGCGCCUGUACAGAUCAGUUUAUGAAAAGAACAAGAUGAAAAUCCACAUCGUCCCCGACAUGGUAGAGAUGGUUACCGCCAAGGAUUCUCAGAAGAAAGUCAGUGAGAUUGAUUACCGCCUGCAUCUCCACGAAUGGAUUUGCCACCCCGACUUACAAGUCAAUGAUCAUGUCAGGAAAGUCACAGAUCAGAUCAGCGACAUUGUGUACAAGGAUGACCUCAACUGGCUGAAAGGCAUUGGUUGCUAUGUCUGGGACACUCCUGAAAUCCUCCAUGCCAAGCAUGCUUAUGAUCUACGUGAUGAUAUCAAGUAUAAAGCUCACAUGUUGAAAACAAGGAAUGACUACAAGCUUGUCACAGAUACACCAGUCUACGUGCAGGCUGUCAAAAGUGGGAAACAGCUAAGUGACGCUGUCUACCACUAUGACUAUGUGCACAGUGUCAGAGGCAAAGUGGCUCCAACUACCAAAACUGUGGAUCUGGACCGGGCCCUCCAUGCGUACAAGCUGCAGAGUGCGAAUCUAUACAAAACCAGCCUGCGCACCCUGCCCACUGGAUAUAGACUUCCAGGUGAUACUCCUCACUUCAAACACAUCAAGGAUACCCGUUACAUGAGCAGUUAUUUCAAGUACAAAGAAGCCUAUGAACACACCAAGGCAUAUGGGUAUACACUCGGUCCCAAAGAUGUUCCAUUUGUCCACGUCCGGAGAGUCAACAAUGUUACCAGCGAGAGACUGUAUCGAGAAUUGUACCACAAACUGAAAGACAAGAUCCAUACAACUCCCGAUACCCCUGAGAUCCGCCAAGUCAAGAAGACACAAGAGGCUGUCAGUGAGUUGAUCUACAAAUCAGACUUCUUCAGGAUGCAGGGCCACAUGAUCUCUCUGCCAUACACACCCCAAGUGAUCCACUGCCGCUAUGUGGGAGACAUCACCAGUGAUAUUAAAUACAAAGAGGACUUGCAGGUCCUGAAGGGACUUGGCUGCUUCCUGUAUGACACUCCUGACAUGGUCCGCUCCCGGCACCUGCGGAAGCUCUGGUCUAAUUACUUGUACACUGAUAAGGCAAGGAAGAUGCGAGACAAAUACAAAGUGGUGCUUGACACUCCAGAAUACAGAAAAGUGCAAGAACUGAAGACACAUCUGAGUGAGCUGGUCUACAGAGCUGCAGGCAAGAAGCAGAAGUCAAUCUUUACUUCAGUUCCUGAUACUCCUGAUCUUUUAAGAGCCAAGCGAGGACAGAAGCUUCAGAGUCAGUAUCUGUAUGUUGAACUUGCCACCAAAGAGAGACCCCACCAUCACGCUGGAAACCAGACCACAGCCUUGAAGCACGCUAAAGAUGUGAAGGACAUGGUCAGCGAGAAAAAAUACAAGAUUCAAUAUGAAAAGAUGAAGGACAAGUACACUCCGGUUCCAGAUACGCCAAUCCUCAUCAGAGCCAAGAGGGCUUACUGGAAUGCCAGUGACCUACGCUACAAAGAAACAUUUCAAAAGACCAAAGGGAAAUACCACACGGUGAAAGAUGCCCUGGACAUUGUCUAUCAUCGCAAAGUCACUGAUGACAUCAGUAAAAUAAAAUACAAGGAGAACUACAUGAGCCAGUUGGGUAUCUGGAGGUCCAUUCCUGAUCGUCCGGAGCAUUUCCACCACCGAGCAGUCACUGAUGCAGUCAGUGAUGUAAAAUAUAAAGAAGACUUGACUUGGCUUAAAGGCAUUGGUUGCUAUGCCUAUGAUACCCCUGAUUUCACUCUGGCUGAAAAGAACAAGACUCUAUACAGCAAGUAUAAGUACAAAGAAGUAUUUGAAAGGACAAAGUCAGAUUUCAAGUAUGUUGCAGACUGUCCGAUCAACAGGCAUUUCAAGUAUGCAACUCAACUGAUGAAUGAGAAAAAAUACAGAGCUGAUUAUGAGCAGCGGAAAGAUAAAUACCACCUGGUAGUCGAUGAGCCUAGACAUCUGCUGGCUAAGACCGCAGGCGACCAGAUCAGUCAGAUCAAAUAUAGGAAAAACUAUGAAAAAUCAAAGGACAAAUUUACCUCAGUUGUGGACACUCCAGAACACCUGCGUACUACAAAAGUCAACAAACAAAUCAGCGAUAUCCUUUAUAAAUUGGAAUACAACAAGGCCAAACCCAGAGGCUACACCACAAUCCACGACACACCCAUGUUGCUGCAUGUCCGCAAGGUUAAAGAUGAAGUCAGUGAUCUGAAAUACAAGGAAGUAUACCAAAGAAAUAAAUCCAACUGCACCAUUGAGCCAGAUGCUGUUCAUAUCAAAGCAGCCAAGGACGCCUACAAAGUCAACACCAACCUGGACUAUAAGAAACAGUAUGAAGCCAACAAAGCCCACUGGAGGUGGACCCCUGACCGACCAGACUUCCUCCAGGCUGCCAAGUCAUCCCUGCAGCAAAGUGAUUUUGAAUAUAAGCUGGACCGGGAGUUCCUCAAGGGUUGCAAGCUUUCUGUCACUGAUGACAAAAACACAGUGCUGGCCCUCAGGAAUACUUUAAUAGAAAGUGAUCUGAAAUACAAAGAAAAACAUGUCAAGGAAAGAGGAACUUGCCAGGCUGUACCUGACACGCCUCAAAUCCUGCUGGCGAAGACUGUCAGCAACCUGGUGUCCGAGAACAAGUACAAGGACCAUGUCAAGAAGCACUUGGCCCAGGGGUCAUACACAACACUACCAGAGACCCGGGACACUGUUCACGUCAAGGAAGUGACCAAGCAUGUCAGUGAUACAAAUUACAAAAAGAAGUUUGUCAAGGAGAAAGGAAAAUCCAACUACUCCAUCAUGCUGGAGCCACCAGAGGUGAAACAUGCUAUGGAAGUGGCCAAGAAGCAAAGUAAUGUUGCUUACAGAAAAGAUGCCAAAGAGAACCUGCAUUACACCACAGUGGCCGAUCGACCAGACAUCAAGAAGGCCACACAGGCAGCCAAACAAGCCAGUGAGGUGGAGUACAGAGCCAAGCACCGCAAGGAAGGCAGCCAUGGCUUAAGCAUGCUCGGUCGCCCAGACAUAGAAAUGGCCAAGAAGGCAGCCAAGCUGAGUAGCCAGGUUAAAUACCGAGAAAAUUUUGACAAAGAAAAGGGCAAGACACCAAAAUACAAUCCAAAGGACAGCCAGCUCUACAAAGUCAUGAAAGAUGCUAAUAAUCUUGCAAGUGAGGUUAAAUAUAAGGCUGACCUGAAGAAACUUCACAAACCUGUGACUGACAUGAAGGAGUCUCUGAUCAUGAAUCAUGUCCUGAAUACAAGCCAACUUGCCAGUUCUUACCAGUACAAGAAGAAGUAUGAGAAGAGUAAAGGCCACUACCACACAAUACCUGAUAAUCUGGAGCAGCUUCACCUAAAAGAGGCCACAGAAUUACAGAGUAUAGUGAAAUACAAAGAAAAGUAUGAAAAAGAACGAGGAAAGCCCAUGCUGGACUUUGAAACACCAACGUACAUCACUGCCAAAGAGUCUCAGCAGAUGCAGAGUGGGAAAGAAUAUAGGAAAGAUUAUGAAGAGUCCAUUAAAGGCAGAAACCUGACUGGCCUGGAGGUCACACCAGCUUUGUUACAUGUCAAAUAUGCAACCAAAAUAGCAAGCGAGAAAGAGUACAGGAAAGAUCUAGAGGAAAGCAUCCGUGGGAAGGGCCUCACUGAAAUGGAAGAUACACCUGACAUGCUAAGAGCAAAGAAUGCCACUCAGAUCCUCAAUGAGAAAGAAUAUAAGCGAGACCUGGAACUGGAAGUCAAAGGAAGAGGCCUGAAUGCCAUGGCCAAUGAAACUCCAGAUUUUAUGAGGGCUAGGAAUGCUACUGAUAUUGCCAGUCAGAUUAAGUACAAGCAAUCAGCAGAAAUGGAGAAAGCCAAUUUCACUUCUGUGGUUGAUACUCCAGAGAUCAUUCACGCCCAACAAGUCAAGAAUCUUUCAAGCCAGAAAAAGUACAAGGAAGAUGCUGAGAAGUCCAUGUCAUAUUAUGAGACCGUUUUGGAUACCCCAGAGAUGCAGAGAGUCCGGGAGAACCAAAAGAACUUCAGCCUUCUCCAAUACCAGUGUGACCUUAAAAACAGUAAAGGAAAAAUUACAGUUGUUCAAGACACGCCAGAAAUACUGCGUGUAAAAGAAAAUCAAAAGAAUUUCAGCUCGGUUUUAUAUAAAGAGGAUGUCUCACCAGGAACGGCAAUUGGAAAGACACCUGAGAUGAUGAGAGUGAAACAAACACAGGACCAUAUUAGCUCGGUGAAGUAUAAGGAAACAAUAGGACAAGGAACUCCAAUCCCUGACCUGCCUGAAGUGAAACGUGUGAAGGAGACGCAGAAGCACAUUAGCUCGGUUAUGUACAAAGAAAACUUGGGAACAGGCAUUCCAACCACUGUGACUCCAGAGAUUGAGAGAGUCAGACGCAAUCAAGAGAACUUUAGCUCGGUUUUGUACAAAGAAAAUUUGGGGAAAGGAAUCCCAACACCUAUCACUCCAGAGAUGGAGAGAGUCAAACGCAAUCAAGAGAACUUUAGCUCGGUGUUAUACAAAGAAAACAUGGGCAAGGGAACCCCUUUACCUGUCACUCCUGAGAUGGAGAGAGUCAAACACAAUCAAGAAAAUAUUAGCUCGGUUUUGUACAAAGAAAAUGUGGGGAAAGCCACCCCAACCCCUGUCACUCCUGAGAUGCAGAGAGUCAAACGCAAUCAAGAAAAUAUUAGCUCGGUGUUUUACAAAGAGAACCUGGGGAAAGCAACCCCCACACCCUUUACUCCUGAGAUGGAAAGAGUGAAACGCAAUCAAGAAAACUUUAGCUCGGUAUUGUACAAAGAGAACAUGAGAAAAGCAACUCCGACACCUGUUACUCCAGAGAUGGAGAGAGCUAAGCGCAACCAAGAAAACAUUAGCUCGGUUCUUUAUUCUGAUAGCUUCCGGAAACAAAUACAAGGCAAAGCUGCCUAUGUGUUGGAUACCCCCGAGAUGAGGCGGGUGAGGGAGACCCAACGGCACAUUUCAACGGUGAAAUAUCAUGAAGACUUUGAGAAACACAAGGGUUCCUUCACACCGGUGGUGACAGAUCCUAUCACUGAACGAGUAAAGAAGAACAUGCAGGACUUCAGUGACAUUAACUACCGCGGUAUUCAGAGGAAAGUGGUAGAAAUGGAACAAAAACGGAAUGACCAAGAUCAGGAGACUAUUACAGGUCUACGUGUCUGGCGUACUAAUCCUGGUUCAGUUUUUGACUAUGAUCCAGCAGAAGACAACAUCCAGUCCCGAAGCUUACACAUGAUUAAUGUCCAAGCUCAACGCCGAGGCCGGGAGCAGUCACGAUCUGCCAGUGCACUGAGCAUCAGUGGAGGUGAGGAGAAGUCUGAACAUUCAGAAGCGCCAGACCACCACCUUUCGACUUACAGUGACGGGGGUGUCUUCACAGCCUCAACAGCUUACAAGCAUGCAAAAACCACAGUGCUCCCACAACAACGAUCAUCUUCAGCUGCUACCCAACAGACAACGGUAUCUUCCAUCCCAUCUCAUCCAUCUACUGCUGGAAAAAUCUUUCGUGCCAUGUAUGACUACAUGGCUGCUGAUGCAGAUGAGGUGUCCUUCAAAGAUGGAGAUGCUAUCAUAAAUGUUCAAGCUAUUGAUGAAGGUUGGAUGUAUGGCACUGUGCAGAGGACUGGCAGGACCGGAAUGCUCCCAGCCAACUACGUUGAAGCUAUUUAGACAUUUCAAAGCAUCACACUUGUCUGCAGGACCUAUGCAGUGAAUGUUUCAGUUUAGACUCUCCACUGUUACCUAAGUUCUCAAGCUGCCUAUGGUUUUUCUGUGUCAAUGUGAUUUACAGUAGUAUCAUCCUUUUUCCUUUGGGUUUGAAAAUAAGUUGCAGAAUAGACAUUUUAAAAGCUUCUGCAAUAUUAUUUCUGUGCCCAGAAUCUUUCUCCAUUAUAAACAUGUUUUAACAUUAUUUCUUUUCUAAAACAGAUUUUUGAAUAUGCCAAACACAUUAAAGGAAAAAUAGCAGAGACAGUCACUUUUUCCUUGCCUACUGAUUGCUAAUGCUUAUUCUAAUUCAGUUCUGAAAUUAUAAAACUUAUAGUCAAUACAAACCAGCAACUAAUAAAACCUCUAAAUAUGCAACA
Molecule: messenger RNA, 22049 nt
Organism: Cebus imitator (Panamanian white-faced capuchin)
Lineage: Eukaryota; Metazoa; Chordata; Mammalia; Primates; Cebidae
Gene: NEB
Product: nebulin
Exons: 156
Coding region: 220-21633 (7137 amino acids)
Biological process (GO): cardiac muscle thin filament assembly
Cellular component (GO): Z disc
Molecular function (GO): actin filament binding
Source: RefSeq, a predicted model, not a curated record